Scleropages formosus (Asian bonytongue) is the source of this 5063-nucleotide messenger RNA. RefSeq names its product exportin 7 (gene xpo7). The transcript is spliced from 28 exons. Gene Ontology annotation, biological process: protein export from nucleus. The record is from RefSeq and is a predicted model, not a curated record. Gene Ontology annotation, molecular function: nuclear export signal receptor activity; small GTPase binding. Gene Ontology annotation, cellular component: cytoplasm; nuclear pore. The coding region runs from base 43 to 3324 and encodes 1093 amino acids. NCBI's taxonomy places the organism in Eukaryota, Metazoa, Chordata, Actinopteri, Osteoglossiformes, Osteoglossidae.
GCUCCGUGUUGGGGGGAGUGAGAGGAGCAUGAAUGGAGCAAAAUGGCGGAUCAUGUGCAGAGCCUAGCCCAGCUAGAGAUCCUGUGCAAGCAGCUGUAUGAAACGACGGACACCAGCACACGGCUCCAGGCGGAGAAGGCCCUGGUGGAGUUCACCAACAGUCCUGAUUGCUUGAGCAAAUGUCAGCUUCUGCUGGAGAGAGGAAGUUCGUCCUAUUCCCAACUCCUGGCCGCAACGUGUCUUUCCAAGCUGGUGUCACGGACAAGUAACCCUCUUCCCCUGGAACAGCGCGUUGACAUCCGAAACUAUGUCCUGAACUACCUGGCGACCAGGCCAAAAUUGGCUGCCUUCGUCACCCAAGCCCUCAUCCAGCUUUAUGCCAGGAUCACCAAGCUGGGCUGGUUUGACUGCCAGAAGGAGGACUAUGCGUUCCGGAAUGCCAUUGCGGACGUCACGCGCUUCCUGCAGGACAGUGUGGAGCACUGCAUAAUAGGGGUGACCAUCCUCUCUCAGCUGACCAAUGAGAUUAAUCAAGCAGACACCACACACCCCUUAACGAAGCACAGGAAGAUUGCAUCCUCGUUCCGGGACACAUCACUGUUCGACAUUUUCACGCUCUCUUGCAACUUGCUCAAACAGGCCUCAGGUAAGAACCUGAACCUGAACGAUGAAGGUCAGCAUGGUCUUCUCAUGCAGCUGCUCAAGCUAGCCCACAACUGCCUCAACUUUGACUUCAUCGGCACUUCUACGGACGAGUCCUCUGACGAUCUGUGCACCGUUCAGAUCCCCACCAGCUGGAGAUCAGCGUUCCUGGACUCCUCCACAUUGCAGCUCUUCUUUGAUUUAUAUCAUUCCAUCCCUCCGUCCCUCUCUCCCCUGGUCCUGUCUUGCUUGGUACAAAUAGCAUCUGUACGACGAUCACUCUUCAACAACGCUGAAAGGGCAAAGUUCCUCUCCCAUCUGGUGGAUGGGGUGAAGAGGAUUUUGGAAAACCCACAGAGCUUGUCAGACCCAAACAAUUACCACGAGUUCUGUCGACUGCUGGCCAGACUGAAGAGUAACUAUCAAUUGGGUGAACUGGUUAAGGUGGAAAACUAUCCAGAGGUCAUAAGGCUCAUAGCAAACUUCACCGUUACCAGUUUACAGCACUGGGAGUUUGCCCCCAACAGUGUGCACUACCUGCUCAGUCUGUGGCAGCGGCUGGCUGCUUCUGUGCCCUACGUGAAGGCCACGGAGCCCCACCUGCUGGAGACUUAUACACCAGAGGUGACCAAGGCCUACAUCACCUCGCGCCUGGAGUCCGUCCAUAUCAUCCUCAGGGAUGGCCUGGAGGAUCCCCUAGAUGACACAGGGCUGGUUCAGCAACAGCUGGACCAGCUGUCCACCAUCGGUCGUUGUGAAUACGAAAAGACCUGUGCCUUGCUGGUGCAGCUCUUUGACCAGUCAGCGCAGUCCUACCAGGAGCUGCUGCAGUCUACUAACUCUAGUGCCAUGGACAUUGCAGUUCAGGAAGGCCGACUGACGUGGCUAGUGUACAUCAUUGGGGCAGUGAUCGGUGGUAGGGUGUCUUUUGCCAGUACAGAUGAGCAAGAUGCAAUGGAUGGGGAGCUAGUGUGUCGGGUGCUCCAGCUGAUGAAUCUCACUGACUCGCGGCUGGCCCAAGCGGGCAAUGAGAAGUUGGAGUUGGCUAUGCUGAGCUUCUUUGAGCAGUUCCGUAAAAUCUACAUCGGCGACCAGGUGCAGAAGUCCUCCAAGCUAUACCGCCGUCUAUCAGAGGUGCUGGGGCUCAAUGACGAGACCAUGGUGCUGAGUGUUUUCAUUGGAAAGAUAAUUACAAACCUGAAGUACUGGGGACAAUGUGAGCCCAUCACAUCCAAGACCCUGCAGCUCCUCAACGAUCUCUCCAUUGGCUACAGCAGUGUGAGGAAGCUGGUGAAGCUGAGUGCUGUUCAGUUCAUGCUGAAUAACCACACGAGUGAGCACUUUUCCUUCCUAGGCGUGAACAAUCAGUCUAACUUGAGCGACAUGCGAUGCCGGACCACCUUCUACACAGCACUGGGCCGACUACUCAUGGUGGACCUGGGUGAGGGUCCAAGUCCAGGAGAAGACGAGGACCAGUUUGAGCAAUUCAUGCUGCCCUUGACAGCUGCUUUUGAAGCGGUUGCUCAAAUGUUCAGCACCAACACCUUUAAUGAGCAAGAGGCCAAGAGGACAUUGGUGGGCCUGGUGCGAGACCUACGGGGUAUUGCCUUUGCCUUCAAUGCCAAGACCAGCUUCAUGAUGCUUUUUGACUGGAUUUACCCCACCUACAUGCCCAUCCUGCAAAGGGCAGUUGAGCUGUGGUACCACGUUCCUGCCUGCACCACGCCAGUGCUCAAGCUCAUGGCAGAAUUGGUCCACAACAGGUCACAGAGGCUGCAGUUUGACGUCUCAUCACCCAACGGCAUCUUGCUGUUUCGAGAAACUAGCAAGAUGAUGACAACCUAUGGAAACCGCAUUCUCACGCUAGGGGAAGUACCCAAGGACCAGGUGUACGCGCUCAAGCUCAAAGGGAUCUCAAUCUGCUUCUCAAUGCUGAAGGCUGUGCUUAGCGGCAACUACGUCAACUUUGGUGUCUUCCGGCUGUAUGGUGACGAUGCACUGGACAACGCCCUGCAGACCUUCAUCAAGUUGCUGCUCUCAAUCCCACACAGUGACCUGCUGGACUACCCAAAACUGAGCCAGUCAUACUACUCCCUGCUGGAGGUUCUCACCCAGGACCAUAUGAACUUUAUAGCCAGCCUGGAGCCCCACGUCAUCAUGUACAUUCUGUCAUCUAUCUCGGAAGGCCUCACAGCACUCGACACCAUGGUGUGCACAGGAUGCUGCUCUAGCCUGGACCACAUCGUAACCUACCUGUUCAAGCAGCUGUCACGCAGCACCAAGAAGCGGCCUGCACCCAUGGCCCAGGAAAGCGAUCGCUUCCUGCACAUCAUGCAACAGCACCCUGAGAUGAUCCAGCAGAUGCUGUCCACCGUGCUAAAUAUAAUCAUUUUUGAAGACUGCAGGAACCAAUGGUCAAUGUCCAGGCCAUUGCUAGGCUUGAUCUUGCUAAAUGAGAAGUAUUUCGCUGACCUGAGGAACAGCAUUGUGAACAGCCAGCCUCCAGAAAAGCAGCAGGCCAUGCACUUGUGCUUUGAGAACUUAAUGGAGGGUAUUGAGCGCAACCUACUCACCAAAAACAGAGACAGGUUUACACAGAAUCUCUCAGUAUUCAGAAGAGAAGUUAAUGACUCCAUGAAGAAUUCCACUUACGGGAUGAACAGCAACGACAUGAUGAGCUGACAUUCCACAGAGCGCCGGGCCACGCCCUCAACCGCCGCCUGCCCCCGUCUCACUGGGACACGCCCUUACAAGCCCUGCCACGGCUUCGCCCUGCCCCCAAGGCCUGGAUGCCAGGGGAACACACUCACACAGGCCUGCAUCUCCAGCCUCUCUGUCCCUAAGCCCCCCUGCCUUCUGCACUCCACCCAUCCCCUGCCCUGCCCCUUCCUUUUAUAUAUAUCUAUAAAUAUAUACAUAUAUAUUUUAUCGCCAGUUUGUAGAGGUCACUGAUCUGACCAAUUGGGGCUCGAAGUCCAAAGAGAGAAGGCUUUUGGGGUGUAUGGGUGACUUGUGGAAACUCCGUAAAGGGGAAGGGUCCUUCAUGAGAGAGAGAAGGAAAGAGAGAGAGUGUGUGUGUGUGUGUGUGUGUGUGUGUGUGUGUGUGUGUGUGUGUGUGGGAGGGGUUAGGAGAGGGAGGGAGGGAGUGAGGGCGCUGGUAACCGUAUUACUCUGCUUCUGCCUGCCUUGUAUAAAAACAGCGGAAAAGGAAAAAAACAAGUGUACAUUUUUUCAUAACAUUUUGAACAAUGUUUAUAUUAAUUCAAUUUAAAAAACGGAAAAAAAUGUGUGAUUGGAAUUUUUACAAUCCAGUAAGUCAGUGCAGCCGUGCGGGUCUGUCUGCAUCAGGAGUACUAGGCGAGCUGUUUGGGGUUUCGACUUGUGGCUGAGGCAGUGGGUGGGGUGCAGUGUGGUGCGGUGGAGAGAUUGUACCUGUCUAACCUGUUGUAUAUUUUCCUGUUACCUUUGUAACAACCCGGCCGUGGAAGAAUUUGUAAAUAAAUCCUGGCACCCGUUGACGGAUGAGGAACGGGUCCAUUGGUCAGUGGAUGGUCUGCCCUUUCCAUGACUGAGGUUUGCAGGAAUGACCUUUGACCUCACCCAGCCUUUGGCAUCCCUUACCCUCCCCUCCCAGAGCACUGUGCUUUCAAAACAGGACUUUGCUUUGGGUUCUCCAAGUGUGUUCUGAGAACCAAUCAGGCUGGAUGCUGAAUUGGUUCAAUGCGUGGCGCUGUUCUAUGUUAGGGCUACCUGGGUCCAGUGCAGUAACACACAUGCAUAAACACACACCUAAAACCAUAGGGUUUUAAUUAAUCUUUUGUGAAAUUUGAUCUGGUUGGGGGAGAAUUAGAUUGUAGUCACAUCAUUCUCGAAAAGCUUCACAAGCGGUUAACCGAAUCUGUUUUGGGCAGCAAGCUGUGACAUGGCAUUUGGGUAGUUAAGACUAAGGGAUGUAGUCACGUACAGGUAAACAAACACCCGGUACGACGUUGCCCAAGCCAGACUCAAAGUCAGCUCCUGGCAAUCACCCUGAACCCCCUAUUUAUCCAUACCUUUGAAGGAACCCACUUCUAUUUUUUAAAGCGGAGAGAAAUUAUGCAUCAAAAUAUGGUAGGUCUAAGAUGAAAAAAGCAUUUAAUGAGAAAAUUGAGAGUGGAAUAUAUUAGCAACUUGUGCUCUUCUCAACAGACGUUGCUGCUAAUUGUUUGUGACGAACUAGCUCAUCUCUAACCAUUUUGAACACUCAUGAUUUUGCAUUUGAGUUUGUUCCUUUCCCUCAGUUUCCUGAUGUGAAUGUGUCCUUUCAGCAACUGUGUGUUGGGUCCAUAGAGUGAUAAGGUAACUGGUUGAACUGUUUGGAUGUCUGCUACAUAUAGUGUAAGCAUUGUGACUGCAAAAUAAACGUCAUUGGUUUGUACUAA